AUGAGUGGUAGCAACAAUGUCACAAUCUCUAUGCCGGGCCCUGCUUGGGGGGAGGGCUGGAAGAUGCUAUGGCCCACCUCCGUCAACGACGUCCAGCUUGACAUCGUCGGCUUCCUCGCGAUCCUCGGCGAAGGCUCCGUGACUGCCUAUGCCCAGGUCGCUGCCUUGUCGCGCUUGUUCCUCAUCCCCAGGCUGAUUCCGGCCCCCCAGGCACUAUUCUAUACGAGGAGACCCGAAGCGCUUCCCGCAUUGCCAGCUAAUGUGACCGCUGUGUAUUCAGGCAUGGCCAAGCGCCAUUUACAUCACGUUGCUGGUGUGUUACUCGAUUACGAGAUGAAGAACUUCACUGUCCGCUGCGUCCGGGUGAAGAAGAGGAAGGCGGCCAAUCAGUACGAACCCUCAUGGAGAGAUCGAACCCUGCGCGGUCGGCCUGCCAGUACCCCGGCUCUCGAGAUGAAAGACAUGGAUGGGCAUCCCGAACUGCCAGUCAUCGAAGGACCUGCGGCUGAAGCAAUUGGACCACUGACAGCAGUGACUCUGCUCGGUUUUAUACUGUCUUUGGUACUCUUCACCAUGUCAAUCGUCUGCGGCGAUGGUUGCUCCCUCCUGGCCACCAUAUGCCUAUCAGUUCUGUCGACAUUGGCAGGCAUCGUCAACUACUGGACCUUGCACCUACCGCAGGUGGUGAAAAAAGGUUUCAAGCCGCCUGGCGACACCGUGAUCCGGUACCCCAAUGGAAGCUAUUUGGUAGUGAAGUGUGAGGAGGAAGUGGCGCGUGAGCUCUUCUUUGCACCAGAAGAAAUGGAGUACUGGAUUAAGAGUCAUGCAAAGUACCGUCUGAUUUCUCUGGUAGGAACGUUGCUUCUGAUGUUUGGGGUCAUCGCUCUAGCGAAUGCCAGGUUAGAGCUCCAAGUCGCUUGGGCAGGGGCAUACAUACUCAUCAACGCUGCUUAUUGGGUCGUCGCUGCCCUUCCGCCAAGAAAGCAUUGGGACCUGACAAGCUACAUCGUGGACGAGGAAGGCAUCGAAGGCGGACCUGACAGUAGAAACUUCACCCAAGCUCUCCUGAAGGCAAUUGUGCUUGCCGGCUCCGGGGAUUGGACGACACUAGGCGAGCCUGCACUGCCCAGGACUAUUGCGUGGGACAGAUGGCUGCUCGAGGUGAAAGACCAACUUGAUAAACUCAAAGUGAACAAUGAGAUCGCUUAUACUGGACAACUACAAGAUCCUCUGCCCAUGCGUGCGUCCAGGGAGACGAUGCCAGGAUCCGACGCGCUGAUACAUCCAGUGCCCAAAGCACGAGACCACAACGGGAAGCUGGUGCCAUGGGAUGCGAAGGGAGCGUGGGACGAGAUUAGUGGUCAAGACAAGAACAGUCGGGGCAGUAACACCCACAGCAGUAACGUUCACGGCAGCAAUGGUCAAGGCAGGAACAGCCACUAUGCGAAUGGGAGUAUUGUUUGA
Molecule: messenger RNA, 1464 nt
Organism: Baudoinia panamericana UAMH 10762
Lineage: Eukaryota; Fungi; Ascomycota; Dothideomycetes; Mycosphaerellales; Teratosphaeriaceae
Exons: 2
Coding region: 1-1464 (487 amino acids)
Source: RefSeq, a predicted model, not a curated record